Molecule: messenger RNA, 843 nt
Organism: Plasmodium gonderi
Lineage: Eukaryota; Apicomplexa; Aconoidasida; Haemosporida; Plasmodiidae
Product: variable surface protein
Exons: 3
Coding region: 1-843 (280 amino acids)
Source: RefSeq, a predicted model, not a curated record
AUGUUCAAUCAUUUAAAUUUUACAUUAAUAAAAAAAUAUGAUAUUGUAAAAAAGUUUCCCGAGUGUAGAAAAAAGCUGGAUGGACAUGCAGUUCAGUUUGAAACUAUUGGAGAAACUGGUAAAGACGUACAACUAUGUACAGAUGCCAAUAAUAUACGGAUAUUAAAAAAUUUAAUUAAUGAUAAAUAUACACCAGAAAGAAUAUGCAUCCAAGCUAUAAAUUAUUUAGGUGAUAUAAAUUAUGGACAAGAUCAAAAUUUACAAAUGGCUGGAUGUGAAUACUUUUAUUAUUGGAUAUAUGAUGAUCUUCUUAAAGAAGAAAUAAAAGGAAAUAUGGAUACACAAAAUGUUUAUGAUCACUUAAUUGGAAUAUUUACAAAAAGAGGUCUAUACAUAAACAAACUAUGUAAACCUUCUAAGACGCCUCUUAAAAAUGAUGAUUUUCAGAAAAUCAAAGAUAUAUAUAAUUUGUAUAAAAAAUUAUAUAAGCAAAGCGAAGUAAUUAAUCCAGAUGAUAUUUUUAAAGGAAUAGUAAGCAUAGUUAUGCAAUACGAAGAAAAAAUAUAUACACAAGCAAGUGAAAUUAAAGAGCUAGAAGCUCCUUCACCGUGCAAAACAAAUAUACUGUCUCCUAUAAUAAUAACAUCUAUUAUAACAUUCUUAACAUUUAUUUUUUUAUUUAUCUUAUAUAGGUUUACAGCAUUUGGUUCAUGGUGCAAAAAUGUAAUAAAAAGUAAAAUAGAUAAGAGAGAUAAUAUAAACGAAGAAACACAUAGAUUUCAAGAAUAUGAAAUAUUCAGCAGUACACCAACGAAAUACAAACAUAAUAUAUGGUAUCAUUAA